UGCUACAAUUAUGCAGAGCCUCACGCUGUCCACUUUCAACAACAAAAAAGCAUGUCUAUAAUAAAACACUAUCAUUAGCACUAUAGAAUAGUUGCUCCUUAUUGCAAGUUAAAAAAACCACCAAUUCAUUCUUCACAAACAAGCCUUCUUUUUCUUUUUCCAAGAGAACAAAAUGUUAUUCAGAGCUAGCAGCAUCACUAGUAGGUUCUCUGAUAAAAUGAGUACUAGUGUGCCAGUUGAGGUUGGCACAAAGGGAACUGUAGGAUCACUUUUGAAGAAGGAGAUUGAGUAUUUCAGAAAAGUAGAGUUGGAUUGUAGUAAAGGGAGCACUAAUAAUAAAUCCCAGAAGAGUACAGUGGAAAUAAAUUCAUCAGGUGGUGGCAAUUCUUGGCCUAGUUUCGGGUUCUUGACGAUGAAAUGGAAGAAAAAGAAGAGAAGAGGCAAUGGUGGUGUAUUACCUGCAAUGUGUUCUAUGGUUGAAGUUUCUGAGAGUUGUAAGAUGAAUGAGAUUCCAGGGUUCAGUUAUAGAAAUCUUAAGGUUGAUUCGAAGAGAUUUGAGGAAGAAAUAACACUCUCAUAGGAGCUUUUAAUUUUUUGUGCCAGUCUGAACUCUGCCAUAAUUAGCCAAAUAUCUUGUGUUUCUAAUUGCCUUCAAUUGCUUGGAAUUUGAGAGAAUUGUCCAUCAUCUGGAGUUCUUGCUUUGGAAAGAGCAGGUAAUACCUUGGCAGUUAAGCCUGCGCCGUUACAUGUAUAGACCAUAGACGAGCACGUAUAGAAUAUGAUUAAGUUGUAUCAUUGGACUGUGGUGUUCAUAAGCAGAUCAUCAGCAGGAAGACUUGUCUUUCAUUGUUUGAUUUCCUGUCAAAAGUAAGAAAGAUAUAAAACGCAUAACGUGUUUUGUGCAGAUCAAAAGAGUGGAAAACUCUAGGUUCUUGUGAUUGAAAGAAGUUUGCAUUUUUUCCCUAUAUCAAAAAGAGGAACUUGAACAUAGUUGAGAAGUCAUAUUUGUGAUUGUACAUGAGGUGAACAUUUUCAUGUUUAAUGUUUUUGCCUGCAGCAAAGCGAAUUUUCUUGUAGUUCUUACAGAUUUCAUCUUCAAUGUCAUGGUUAUUAUUCAUGUUAUUUAUUCAUUCUUUCUAAUGUUUAUGCACAUAUAAAAGAUGCAAUUGCAG
Lycium barbarum (goji berry) is the source of this 1172-nucleotide messenger RNA. RefSeq lists its product as uncharacterized. Lineage: Eukaryota; Viridiplantae; Streptophyta; Magnoliopsida; Solanales; Solanaceae. The record is from RefSeq and is a predicted model, not a curated record. The coding region runs from base 173 to 580 and encodes 135 amino acids. The transcript has a single exon.